Babesia ovata is the source of this 3771-nucleotide messenger RNA. RefSeq lists its product as uncharacterized. The coding region runs from base 1 to 3771 and encodes 1256 amino acids. The record is from RefSeq and is a predicted model, not a curated record. NCBI's taxonomy places the organism in Eukaryota, Apicomplexa, Aconoidasida, Piroplasmida, Babesiidae. The transcript is spliced from 2 exons.
AUGUCUUUCCUUCAUGGUGUUCUUGAGAGUGUGAAGGAUGAUGAUAGCGUUACAACAUAUGAUAAUAAUGAGCUUAAUAAUAUUAAUACAGUUAUUACCAAUUUACAUAAUGUAGGUAAAGGCCGUGAGGCCUUCCGUGAAGGCGUGGCUAAGGUAAGUGAGUGGUUGAAAAAACAUGGUGAGCAGGUGGAGGGGAAGACUAAAAAGGUAAGUGAACGUGUACAUAGAUUAUUAUCAUUGAUUUGCAGGCACUCGAAGACGGCGGAGGACAAGAAAGGUGACAAGCUCCAAGACCAGUUGGAGUCAUGGAGCUCCACACUUAAUACACUUGAUAAGCACAUUAGUGACACUGAGAAACAGCACAUUAAUUUAUUAGAUAGCACAUUAAAAACUAACAUAAUGCAUGAAAUAGAGCCUGUUAAGGCGACGUUGGCCGUGCUGAAGGACUCAGCGGUGAACGGGUUUUUCCAGCGGCAGGUGGCAUAUGUCGAUAAGACAUUGGUGGAGGAAAAAGACGGCCUGCUGGAAAAAGUAAGAGAGGAGAGCGAUAAACUUCAGAAGACGUUAGAUAGCAAGCUCGGUGAGAUAUAUGAUAAAAUAUGUGAAAUUGGAAAUGAGCGCACUAAGCAGCUGGUACCGCUGUUGGGAUUGGUCGAGCAGUUGGUUGACACUGUUGGACAGGCUGAUGUAGCGGCAAAAGCAUUGGUGAGUGAAUAUCAGAGUAAAAUUGUUGAUCAGUUGGGUACAAUAAAUGAACAAACCGAUGCGCUAAGCACGGCUGAAAUUGAUACUGGAAUCCAACAGAUAGUCUACCGAGUUAGUGAACAGUUGGAUAUACUUGCAACAAAGUUGCCAGAGCUGCAGAGCACACAUAGAGAGGUUGAAGGUCAGGUUGACAGGGGUUUGGAAAAUAUUAGGAGUCAGUUGCAGCAGCAGAUUUCUGCGCUUAAGGAUGAAAUUAAGAAGAACGUCAAGGAAUAUUUUACAGACUAUGUCAGGAAAGUUCGGCAGCAGGUGAGGGAUAUUGGAGAUAAGGUUGGUGAGCGUUCCACAAUCGGCACAGGGGACAGCGUAUAUUACAAUUGGCAUCAGCUUCAACAGCAGGUUACAAGGCUUGUUGGAGACAUUAAUGGUAAAUCAGGGGAAACGGGAAAACCAAAUUACAAAGGUCUCAAGGGAAUUAAGCAGAGAGUGCUGGCUUAUGCGAUGAAGUUCAAGGAGGGGCAGGAUGGGUUUGAGAAAUUAAUUGAGCAGUGGAUUGAGGAUAUUUGGGGGAAUAAUAGUGAGGUGAGAUAUUGGCUUGUAGAGUAUGUUAAUGUCGACGGCAAUAAGGGUAAGGUAGAUGGUGCGUAUAUACCUGCGAGCAUCGAUGGAAUGAAGCUGGAAAAGGCGGAGACAAUAGCAGGUAUAAUUAAGGGGCAAAUUAAAAGCGUACUUGAUGCAUCUGGUGCAAAGGCUGCAAGUGCCAUCGAACACAAUGGCAUUACCGAGAAUGUAAAUUACGUCAGGGGCAUUUGUGGGACAUUUGCCCAAAAACUAGGUGAGGAACUUGAGAAGAGCAUAACGAAACGAAAUAUUAAUAUUGGCCAGCUUGCCAAGACAAUUAAUGCCAAAGUUAAAAAAGGAGGCGAAGAGCCCAAAUACACUCUUAAUCUACAGAGAGCCGUCUACGCAACGCUCACGGCACUGCAAGCCAAAGCCAGACAGACGGCCAAUGUGCUUAAAUCUUUCAGCACUGCGAAAGACGAUUCGAAGACUAUAACUUUCAACUUUGGCUUCAACUUGGAGGCAGCUAUUAAAAAUGUGGCCUCAAUAGAAACAAGGUUUGGCAACAGUGUCGGCAGCGAUGAUCAACCAGGUAGGAAAAUCACUGAGGCGUUACAACUGGUUACAACAAAAAUCGAGCAGCUUCAAAAUAAUCUCGGAACGGCAGCUACACCUUCCGCUGCUAUAUCCGAGCCUCUCAAAGUUAACGUUACCGACAGUGUUGAAAAAAGAAUUGACGAAAAAAUCGCCGCGCAAGAGGUCAAUAAACAACUCGGUGAACUCCUAAAAGAAGCAGUAAUCAAUGGCAUUGGUAGGCUUAAUGUUAGAGUGACAAAGAUUCAUAGCCAACUUAAAGGUGUUGAGCCUGCAAUUCAGACGCAUAUUGAUAAGUUAAACAAGAAACCAGUUGCCUCGUCAGAUAAUAUUCCAGCGCAAAUAUAUGUACUUCAGCAGAAGAUUAGCCAACUCACAGCGUUAGUUUCCAAUACGAAGGUACAGGCAGAAGGCGGUAUAAAAGGACAGGUGACAUCUGUUCAAAGACGCGUUGCCGAUAUUCUGGUGGACGUUAAUAAGAUCAAAGACGAUAUAAUAGCCUUUAAUUCAUCUCUUCAACAGUCCAUCCAAGAAGCCAAAUCAACUCAUCAACAAUGCAAGGAAGCAUUGACUCAAGCAAUAACAUCGCUUCACGAUGAACUCACGAAAACCGUAAAGGAAAUCUUUCAAAAACUCACCCACCAAGUGCAGGCCAUGUUCGCAAAUGACAAGGUUGCCCAGCUGGCGGCGUUGACAACCUUAGUGACCAGCAAGAAAUCUAUAAUAGAAGAUAUUAUUAAGAAAGAUAAGGAGAGCGGCAUAAAGGGAUUGCUGAAUAAGAUGAAUACUAGCCAUACAAUCGUUGCGCCAAUAGAGGAUGAAAAGGAAUUGAGAGACGCAGCUCAGCGUUUGAAUGCAUGGUACAAAACGUUCUGGACAUACGUAUCUGGCCAGAUUGCCAACCAUCCAUCCAAGGACAAAGCGUCAAAAGUCAACGAAGCGUUAACUGACUUACUCCAGAAAAUGAUAAAAGAAAACCAUUUCAGCCAUGAAGUCUCUGAAAAUAUCAAACAAGCCGCCCAGGCCGCUGAAACCUUCACACCCUCCAAGUUCACUGAUGACGCCAAUCCACUGUUACAGGUAUUGAAGGAGAGUGUGAAAGGAUUUACAAGCCAAGUUAACAUGGCGUACGUCUCCAAGUAUUCGGGACAGAGUGUGGCGUGGGACAUAUUAAAACCGGAGGACAGAGACAUGUAUGCACAAGCUUUUCUCAGCUGCGUUCCCAUGCUGAACCGCGACCUCUGGGAGCUCAAAUAUCAGUGUAAUCAUGAUUGGAAAUACGACAAGAUAAAUUCAAUCACGAAACUCGGUGAUUUCUUCCAGUCGUCUGGCUUCGAGGUUUCCAAAUUGGCUACUUCCCAGGACGGUGUAUUGCGAAACCAUGAAGAUAAACGAGGCUACCAAUGUAUAUACGGUAUAAAUAAGUUAUUCCCCAUCAAAGACUCCGAUAUUCUUAGAACUCUUUUCAAGAAUCUCCAGCGUUAUUACGCCGUAUGCCACCAUAAACUCCCUUCAUCACCUAAACAUCCUAGUUCAGUUAGAGACAUGUUAGCAUGGACGGCGGGGCUUCCAUACACUGGCGUGUUCCGUAAGAUUGAAGAGCACUGUGACAAGUUGCUUGAUUUGAAAGACAGCUAUGGUAUCCCCAAUAAGGACUAUCCGGUCAUGAGAGAAUGCAUUGGUGGCCUGUAUUCUAAUAUUGAAGCAACAUGCUCACUGUCCGCUUCCCUCCUAGUUGCAAUCUGUGGCAACGGACGUGGCGCAGUGAACGCAGAUUACCCGUACAGCGUCCACUUCUCUAAUAACCAUCAUAAUUUCCACUAUCCCUCAGAUGCCGCCUCACUGCUAUCAAUGUUCUAUGACAUAGUAAGACGUGCGAUGGCCUUGCAGGCUUCUUACCGCAUGAUGUAA